AAUUGUGUAGAAAAAAAAACAAACCUGAAAUCGAAAAAAUUAAUCAAUUAGCUAAAUGGAAUAAUAAAUGCCGGAUAAUGGCAAAUUUUGAAUUAUACGAUCACAAAAACUUCAUUAUUGAUGAGGAUGACGACAAUGUAGAACAGAGCACAACAAUGGACUGUUUACCGAACCGAACAUCGUCGUGGCAUCGCAGCGACGAAAAUGUGACAUGUGAUAACAGUCGAAGUUUCUGGACAGUGCUGCCAGUCAAGUUAAAAUUACGCACAUGUCACGCGAAUAUUGACACAAAUACAGUAGGAAAGUCGUGUACGAGUAGGAAAAGUAGCAGUUUUUGUAGGAGUCAGACAAUUUUUCGGCAAUUUUGUCUAAUAUUUAUGUACAUAUUUUUAUUGAAUUUAUCAACGUCAACCUGUUUUGCUGCUAGAAAUGAAGAAACAUCAGGCUGUACUUUCCCAUCGCGAUGGGAAGGAUCGUGGUUUCAAUCGGGCGUGCCUGCUCCGAUUCACAUUAAGGGUUCAGUGAUAACUAAUCGAGGUAGAUGUAUAGCUAGCGACGGUGAUAAAUUUCUAUUGGUUAGUGGCGGGUGUCAUCGUUGUGUAGUCAUCUAUGAAAAACAUAAAAAUGUGCUACAAUACAAAGAAAGUGAGUGUCAAGAAGAAAUGUUUGGGGAUGCAAAUCCGGCCGCAAUGCCAAUGCGUACCAUAUUAAAAUCAGAUCAUAAUAGUAGGGUAGGGGGUGCUCAUCCCAACAUGAACGGGCAUUCUAGAUUAUCAUCAUCGGAUCAAUUUCUCUUAUCCAAUGACGAUAGUAGUAAUUGUCCCGGUUGCAGACAACGAGAAACUCUUCAAUAUUUGUGCGAACAAAUUCCGGGAGAUGCUCUGCUGUACAGUAUGUUCAAGGAGAACGCAGAAGCGGUGAAAUGUCCACUGAAAGGUCCCUUCACAUUCACAUACAAUCGCGGGCACGGCGAAUGCAAAAAUCCUGUCAGCAAUAUCGAGAGUUGCACUGAAGAUAGUCGUUUGCUGUUGAGUUUUCAGGCGUGUCCCGAUGUUCACGACACUGAGAGCACAGUUGAGGAAUUAACCUGUCUAGCAACUUGGAAGGACGGUAAUGCACGUUAUCUCGUGGGACUUGUCACACAUCAUCACGCGACAUCGAAUGAGGAACGCUUCCGUUGCUUCGUUUACGAGAAAAUUCAAUCUAUGGGCGGCGCAAAAGAUGCUGAAUACAAGUUGGCGCAAUCCGGAGAUGCGACAUGCAAUGGACUGGAAAGUGCUGAGGUCGGCUCACGCAUAAUGACACUCCGCAAGGCACAACCGACGGAGCGAUGUGACUUCCCGACGUGGUUCAAGGGCCCAAAGCAUUGGCACGCGCUAAUGGGCAACGCUGGUUACGUUUUUCAUCAAAGUGAUGGCUCGAUGCACAUUCUAAAGCAAACGGGUUACAUGGAAACUCGCGCAUUGUGUGAGCAAAUCAAUAAACAGACGCAGGAUGAGAUGCAAGCGGUGGUUCAUUACACGACGGGAUGUAAAUCUGGGUUUAUGUGCAUGAUUUUCUAUCGUCGCGAUACUCAUGUUGCGGAAAUUCAGAUGGGAAAACCAGCAACGAGGGUAGAAGAUGCAUGUGCCCCUGAUCAUUUUGAUCCCAAUAAGAUGCCAUAUGUUACGUUACUUGCAACAAACGCUGAAUCAUCUGUUUGCCCAAUGGAGGGCUCGUAUCUCAUCCGAGGUCGAAUCGGACCUCCUUAUAUGACAUCACGACACAAACGAGGACAUGCCCAUCAUCAUCACGACACAUAUCACAGACGUCAUGGCACCCUAAGUUUCCGCAAUAGCGAAGAAAGUGAACAAUUAUGGCAAUCUGCGGGCAGAAGUCUCUCUCCGAGACAUCGUCGAGCGAUAAUCGACGAAGAAAAUACCGAAGAAGAACCCAUAACAGCUCUUGAGCCUCGUUCAAAACGCGAUUCGCCCGGUUGCAUGAUCGAUUUCAAAGCUAACCGACGUCUUCGGAUGGGAUGCACGCAACAUAAUGUCAUCGAUGUGAACCCAAGUUGCUCCGAUGAGGGAGAUGAAGAAUACUUGUGUCACGGACAAUGGACCGAAAAUUCAACAACUUUUGUCGUGGCAAAGCACGUUGGCUCGAGUCACGGUGUUUGCAUCACUUUUAAACAGAACCCCGAUGGUCAAACGGGAAAUUUCAUCGUGGGCGAUUCGUGUUUCCGCAGUACACCGACUCAAAUGACGCCCUCAGAUCGGCAUCUUGUGUCCAAUAUUACGCAAUUCAGCACAUGUUCCGACACAAGUUCAUCCACGACAACGCAAUGGAGUGCGACAGUGAUGCUGGUUUGCACAUUUUUCACGUUACUCAGAUGAUUCAACGCCAUCCGCACGUUUAAUUAAGCAACAACUGCCUUACAAUUUUAAAUUGUAAUGUUAGUCGACGUCAUUUUACUCAUUUUUUCAUUAAUUUAAGUUUGUUUUUUCUUUUGUUUGCUUAAAAAUACCAAAAUAACAACUUUUCACGGACUCUAAUUGUUAUGUAGGAUCAAAGAUAUAUAAAUAAAAUUAAGAGUAAUGAAUAAAAAUUCAAAUAAAAACAAUAAAAAAAUU
Molecule: messenger RNA, 2612 nt
Organism: Culicoides brevitarsis
Lineage: Eukaryota; Metazoa; Arthropoda; Insecta; Diptera; Ceratopogonidae
Exons: 13
Coding region: 78-2375 (765 amino acids)
Biological process (GO): autophagosome-lysosome fusion
Source: RefSeq, a predicted model, not a curated record